AUGUUGGUUGAACCCAAGACAGAUUACGUGGUGUGCAAUCCCGCCGCUGAGAAAUGGGUGACCGUACCAGCCACCGAGUGGUCCAGCAAGGUAGAUGACGUCCGCCUGGGAUUCGACUCGGCCGUCUCCUCCCAUUUCCAUGUGUUUGAGUUGGUACCUACCUUGUCUUUGGAUGUGAAUAAGGGGUAUGACGAUAGCAUCGAAGAGGUUGGGAUCUACUCUUCUGAAGCUAGAGAUUGGACACAUCAAAUUGAAUGGGACUAUCCAUUUGUGAUAGGCAACUUUUCAGGUAGCGCAUUUCUCAGCGGGGUGUUGUAUUUACCUUCUGGUCAUGAUUCGGUUGCAGCCAUCAACGUGGAAGGAAAUUGUAGGAUCAUUUCUGUUCCUACCUCACAUGAUGGUGGUCCUGAUGUCUAUGUAUCUCGGGGACAAUUGUAUCUCACAAUUCAGGGUGCUUCUGAACUAUCGAUCUGGGUUCUUACAGAUUCUAGUAGUGAAAAUUGUUGGACCUUGAAGCUCAAUGGCAGCUACUUGCAACUGUUUGGAAUAGAGUAUUCAAGCUCUAAGCACAGGGUUAUCUCAGCCCAGCCAGAACACGAUGUGAUAUUCAUAGCCGUAGAAUCCGAAUCGGGGUACUUAUCACUGGUGAAAUUGUGUUCAUACGAAAUGGAUUCUGGGGAGCUGCGUGUCAUAUGUGAUCUUGGAUGGAAUUCCAGUUGCCCUUAUCUUCCAUAUGUUCCUUUGUUCUCGGAGUCAUUGGCAGAUGGGCACUAA
Triticum turgidum subsp. durum (durum wheat) is the source of this 774-nucleotide messenger RNA. The record is from the annotation of a GenBank genome assembly. Lineage: Eukaryota; Viridiplantae; Streptophyta; Magnoliopsida; Poales; Poaceae.